Messenger RNA from Phasianus colchicus (ring-necked pheasant), 3791 nucleotides. The record is from RefSeq and is a predicted model, not a curated record. Lineage: Eukaryota; Metazoa; Chordata; Aves; Galliformes; Phasianidae.
GUGGGUGGGAAUGGAUGGAUGAGGCGGGAUGUGAUUGGGUGAGGCUUUGGAGUGGGCGGGGCUUUUGGUGGGCGGGGCUAGAACCAUGUGGUGUGCCUUGAUUGGGCGGGGACUGUGGGUGGGCGGGGCUUGUUUGGUGGGCGGGGCUAGAAGGGUUCAGCGGGACUGGAUUGGGUGGGGCUUAUGUGUGGGCGGGGCUAGAUGGAUUGGGAGGGACUUGAUUGGGUGCGGCUUGUUGGAGGGGCGGGGCUACACAGAUGGGGCGGGACUUGAUUGAGCGUUGGCUUGUGGGGUAGGUGGGGCUACAUGGAUACGGCAGUGCUGGAUUGGACAGGGCUUUGGGGUGGGCGGGGCUCUGGGUGGGCGGGGCUAGAUGCAUGGGGUGGUGCUGAUUGGGUGGGGCUUAUGGGCGGGUGGGACCAAUGGCAUGGGAGGAUUUGGGAGUGGGCGGGGCUUAUGGGAGUGGGGCAGUGGGAGCAACAUACGGGGUCAAUCUAUGGGGCAGAGGUGCAUUCUAUGGGGCAGUGGGUCCAAUCUAUGGGGCAGAGGUGCAUUCUAUGGGGCAGUGGGGCCAAUCUAUGGGGUGCAGUUUCAAUCUAUGGGGCAGAGGUGCAUUCUAUGGGUCAGCGGGGCCAAUCUAUGGGGCAGAGGCGCAUUCUAUGGGGCAGAGUUCCAUUCUAUGGGGGAGUGAAGCCAAUCUAUGGGGUGGAGCUUCAAUCUGUGGGGCAGAAGUGCAAUCUAUGGGUGAGUGGGUCCCUUCUAUGGGGCAGCGGGGCACUCUCUUGGGCAGCAGGUUGAAUCUAUGGGGCAGAGCUGUAUUCUAUGGGGCAGAGGUGCAUUCUGUGGGGCAGUGAAGCCAAUCUAUGGGGCAGAGCUCCAUUCUAUGGGGCAGAGGGGCUGAUCUAUGGGGCAGCGGGGCACUCUAUUGGGCAACAGGUUGAAUCUGUGGGGCAGAGCUCCAUUGUAUGGGUCAGAGGUGCAUUCUAUGGGGCUGAGCUCCAUUCUAUGGGGCAGAGGGGCAGAUCUACAGGGCAGAGCUCGGUUCUAUGGGGCAGAGGGGCCAAUCUAUGGGGCAGAGCUCCAUUCUAUGGGGCAGCGGGGCUGGUCUAUGGGGCAGAGCUCCAAUCUACGGGGCAGAAAGGCCGAUCUAUGUGGCAGAGCUGCAUUCUAUGGGGCAGUGGGGCUGAUCUAUGGGGCAGAGCUGCAUUCUAUGGGGCAGUGGGGCCGAUCUAUGGGGCAGAGCUGCAUUCUGUGGGGCAAUGGGGCAAUCAAUAGGACAGAACUGUGUUCUAUGGGGCAGCGGGGUGAUCUAUGGGGCAGAGCUGUGUUCUAUCGGGCAGCGGGGCCAAUCUAUGGGGCCAAUCUAUGGGGCAGAGCUCCAUUCUAUAAGGCAGCCGGGACGAUCUAUGGGGCAGAGCUGUGUUCUAUGGGGCAGAGCUCCAUUCUGUGGGGCAGCGGGGCCAAUCUAUGGGGCAGAGCUCCAUUCUGUGGGGCAGAGGGGCUGAUCUAUGGGGCAGAGCUCCGUUCUAUGGGGCAGCGGGGCCGAUCUAUGGGGCAGAGAGGCCGAUGUAUGGGGCGGGGCUCCGUUCCGUGGGGCAGCGUUGCGGACGGAGGCCGUCCCACAGGCGACAUGGCCGCCCUGCUGCGGUCGGGGCUGAGCGCGGGGCGGGCCGUGCUGCUGAACGCCGUGGCGGCGCUGCCCGCUUUGAUCGGCGUGGGAGCCGGGCUGGCCAUCGGAACCGACGCGGAAGCGCUGAGAUGGGUGUGCGGGGCGGCGGCGGGGAUCUUCCUCUAUGUGGCGCUGUGCGACAUGAUGCCCGCCCUGCUGCAGGAGCGCAGCGCCCGGCCGUGGCUGCUGCUGGGCCUGCACUGCCUUGGGCUGAUCAGCGGCUGGGCGGCGCUGGCUGGGCUGGCGCUGCUGGAGGACAGCGGGGCGCUGUGACACAACUGGGACCUACUGGGAACAACUGGGACCUACUGGGACCUACUGGGGACAACUGGGACCUACUGGGACCAAUUAGAACUUACUAGGACCAACUGGGCACAACUGGGUAUAACUGGACACUGCUGGAGGACAGCGGGGCGCUGUGACACAACUGGGACCUACUGGGACCUACUGGGACUCAACUGAGCACUACUGGGACCAAUUGGGACCAACUGGGACCUACUGGACACGACUGGGACCUACUGGGACCAACUGGGCACUACUGGGUAUAAAUGGACACUGUUGGAGGACAGCGGGGCUCUGUGACACAACUGGGACUUACUGGGACCUACUGGGGUCUACUGGGACCAACUGGGGACCAACUGGGCACUACUGUGCACUACUGGCACAACUGGGCACUACUGGGUAUAACUGGACACUGCUGGAGGACAGCGGGGCGCUGUGACACAACUGGGACCUACUGGGAACAACUGGGACCUACUGGGAACAACUGGAUCUACUGGGCACUACUGGAUAUAAAUGGACACUGCUGGAGGACAGUGGGGCUCUGUGACACAACUGGGACCUACUGGGAACAACUGGGACCUACUGGGGAACUACUGGGCACUACUGGGACACAACUGGGCACUACUGGGACCAACUGGGACCUACUGGGACCAAUUGGGACCUACUGGGACCUACUGGGCACUACUGGAUAUAACUGGACACUGCUGGAGGACAGCGGGGCUCUGUGACACAACUGGGACUUACUGGGACCAACUGGGCACUACUGGGACCAACUGGGACCAACUGGGCACUACUGGGAUCAACUGGAACCAACUGGGACCAACUGGGACAGAACUGGAAACAAAUGGGCACUACUGGGACCAACUGGGCACAACUGGGCACUACUGAGCACUACUGGGAGGACAGCGGGGCGCUGUGACACAACUGGGACCUACUGGGACCAACUGGGCACUACUGGGACACAACGGGGCACCACUGGGCACUACUGGGAGGACAGCGGGGCGUUGUGACACAACUGGGACCUACUGGGACCUACUGGGCACUACUGGGACACAACUGGGCUCUACUGGGAGGACAGCGGGGCGCUGUGACACAACUGGGAACAACUGGACAUUACUGGGAUCAACUGGGACCAACUGGGACACAACGGGGACACUGAUGGACCCGAUGGCACCGAUGUCCCCAAUGGCACCAAAUGGCAUCAGUGUCACCAAUGGAACUGAGGUCUCAGUGACGCAGAUGUCCCCAGUGUCCCCAGAUGUCCCCACUAUCACCAGUAACACCAGUGUCCCCAGUGUCCUCAGCGAUCCCAAUGUCCCCAAUGACACCAAUGACACCGAUGUCCCCACUGUCCCCAGUGAUCCCAAUGGCCCGAAUGGCACCAGUGUCCUCAGAGUCCCCAGUGUCACCAAUGUCCCCAGUGUCACUGGUGGCAUCAAUUUCACCCAUAGCACCAAUGUCACCAAUGACCCCAAUGACACCAAUGUCCCCAAUGUCCCCAGUGCCACCAAUGUCCUCAAUGCCACCAAUGGCCCUGAUGGCACCAGUGGCACUGAUGGAACUGAUGGUCUCAGUGACACCGAUGUCCCCAAUGUCCCAAAUGACACCAAUGGCACUGAUGUCCCCAGUGUCCCCAGUGAUCCCAGUGUCCCCAGUGACACCAAUGGCACCGAUGUCCCCACUCUCCCCAGUGAUCCCAAAGUCACCAAUGUCCCCACUGUCCCCAGUGAUCCCAAUGGCACCAAUGUCCUUAGUGUCCCCAGUGUCCCCAAUGGCACCAGUGUCACCAAUGACACCAAAGUCCCCACUGUCCCCAGUGAUCCCAGUGCCCCCAAUGGCA